UAAAUUAGGUGUCACAUCAAAUGUCAUUAUACUUUUUUCUUAUUGUCAAAUCAAUUAUAUUGAUUUAUUUCAAUUUUAAAAAUAAAAUUGAUAUUUCAUACAUGAAAUAUUUAAAGUAGUUAGAAUAUAACUCAGUUAGUCUAAUUUUUUUUUUGCAUACUUAAAAGUAGUAUUGUACAGUGCGCCGUUUAUAAUGAACCAGGAGACUAAUAGACUAAACACAUUUACAAAUUGGCCAACUUCAGCUCCUGUAGAUCCAAUUAGAAUAGCUAAAGCGGGUUUUUUUUACACGGGACAGGGAACAGAAGUCGAGUGUUUCAGUUGUGGGGGAAAAAUAUCAGAGUGGAAUUACGGAGAUCAGGUUAUGUGGAGACAUAGAGUCAUGGAUCCAAAUUGUGCAUUUGUUUUGAAUCCAGUGUUAUCUGGCAACGUUCCCCUGGUGAUUGGUCGUGAUUGCAAUUCUAUACAAAGCACAGAGCAAAGAAAUACUUCUCAAAAUGGCCAGCAGGAAUCAGAUCCACCCGUGGAGCCCCGUAGGGUUACUGAGGAAGAUGAUAUGUACAAGAGUGAUGCUUUACGUUUGUUAUCAUUCGUAAAUUGGGAUGAUACAUCAGUAGCACGAGAAGAGCUGGUGAAUGCUGGUUUCUACCAUGCUGGUGAGGGACGUAUCCGAUGUGCUUGGUGUGGAGGUGAAUUGGCACCUUUCAGAAAUUUAGGAUCACUCGGCACCCCAUUAGAUGUGCAUAGAAUGUAUUUCCCAAGAUGUGAGUAUGCAGCGACACUGGAGGAGGAACGGCGUAAUAGCGAAUUUUCGCCACCAAUAUCACCUCCUUCGUACACACCGCCUUUGAGAUCACCAUCAACUGCUAGACCUCAGUCUUCAGGUGCCGUACAAAACGCUCGCGUGGUGGAGGCGGGUGCGGAGUGGAGAUCUUUGGGAGUGGUGGGAGGAGGGGCGAGGCAUCCCUCCCGCGCCGCGCUCGCUGCUCGUCUCGCUACAUUCGAGCGAUGGCCAGCGGACCGAGCACAGGCUCCGAGGACUCUCGCUGAUGCUGGUUUCUUUUAUACUGGGAUUGACGAUCAGGUGCGCUGCUUCUACUGCGACGGCGGGCUGGGCAAGUGGGAGGCGGGCGACGCGCCGUGGUCGGAGCACGCGCACUGGUUCCCGCACUGCGGGUACGUGCGCCUCGUGCGCGGGCAGGACUUCGUCGACGCCUGCCGCACGCGCGCCGUGCCGCGCUCGUUCUCCGCCGACAGAGGUCUGACUUCAAGAACCCGAAAUCCAUCGGUUAAUUUUCCAGUUACCGGUAGCCAGAUAGAAGAAUGUAUGGAAAGCAACGCAGCUGUAGCCGCCCUGGGUGCGGGAUUAGACGCUGCUAGAGUACGACGGGCCAUUGUACGGAGAUUGCGAGCUACUGGUCUACCAUUCAGCUCUUCGGAGGCAUUGAUCGACGCGGUGUUGGACGAGCAGUUAAACGAAGAGGCUUGGUCGGUGUCCCCACACAGUCAGCGACUCGCGAGGGAUAUCCUUGCUGAGACCUUGAGGGAUUUUGCACCACGAUCUGGAAUAAUUCCUUCGAAUAUAGAAGAGGACAGACCCGACAGUCAAGCAUCACAGACAGAUAGUCCAGUUCGAUCUCCCACUCCGAGUAAUGUUUCAAUACAAUCAAAUAAUCCAUCAGAUAAUAGCAGAACAGAAAACUUAACUAGUGAAAUUAGUAAUAAUAAUCACGAACGAGACUCGAGUCCUGUUUACAAUCCAAAACAAUUGACUUUAGAAGAAGAAAAUAGACAAUUAAGGGAAGCGAGAAUGUGCAAAGUCUGUAUGGACAAUGAGGUGAGCGUGGUGUUCCUGCCGUGCGGACACCUGGUGUCGUGCGCGGGGUGCGGCGCGGCGCUGGGCGCGUGUCCGCUGUGUCGCGCGCAGGUGAAGGCGCUUGUGCGCGCCUAUCUCGCUUGACCGACUCGUGUGCGGUACGUACAUUGAAUUAACUCUAACUUAAGUAU
Vanessa tameamea is the source of this 2007-nucleotide messenger RNA. RefSeq names its product baculoviral IAP repeat-containing protein 7-B-like (gene Diap2). The transcript is spliced from 10 exons. Gene Ontology annotation, molecular function: ubiquitin protein ligase activity; cysteine-type endopeptidase inhibitor activity involved in apoptotic process. Gene Ontology annotation, biological process: positive regulation of protein ubiquitination; negative regulation of apoptotic process; regulation of cell cycle. The record is from RefSeq and is a predicted model, not a curated record. Gene Ontology annotation, cellular component: nucleus; cytoplasm. The coding region runs from base 194 to 1960 and encodes 588 amino acids. NCBI's taxonomy places the organism in Eukaryota, Metazoa, Arthropoda, Insecta, Lepidoptera, Nymphalidae.